This is a messenger RNA of Electrophorus electricus (electric eel), 1956 nucleotides long. RefSeq names its product dehydrogenase/reductase (SDR family) member 12-like b (gene dhrs12lb). The record is from RefSeq and is a predicted model, not a curated record. NCBI's taxonomy places the organism in Eukaryota, Metazoa, Chordata, Actinopteri, Gymnotiformes, Gymnotidae.
UGUUGUACAUGUGGUUUACAUUGAUUGGCUGCCAGGUUCUGAACGCUAGGGGCGUUCGCCAGCGGUACAGUAAACGCAUGGGUCGCAUAUUGUUCCGAGGUACUGUGUGGAAGGGAACGGAGACACUUGUGCAGAUGUCGUUUUACCGAAACGUCGUGUGGUUCAUCAAAGGGAUGCGAGAAUAUACGAGAGCCGGGUACGAAUCAGCCUCCAAGCACUUUGUGGCCAAAGAUCUGGACGUGUCGGUGGUGGGUCUGUCCUUCAUGAUCACUGGAGCCAACAGCGGUAUCGGGAAAGAAACGGCCUUGGCCAUUGCAAAGAAAGGUGGAACGGUUCACCUGGUGUGCCGGAAUAAGGAGCGGGCAGAAGCAGCCAGAGAGGAGAUCGCUAGGAAGAGUGGGAAUGCCGAGAUCUACAUCCACCUGUUGGAUCUGUCUGAGACACGCAAAGUUUGGGAGUUUGCAGAGGCCUUUAAGAAAGAGUACUCUUCUCUCAAUGUUCUGAUCAAUAACGCUGGAUCCAUGGUGAACCAGAGACAGCUGACCUCUGAUGGGUUGGAGAAAAACUUUGCCACCAACGCCCUGGGUGUUUAUGUUCUGACAAAGUGUCUCAUUCCUCUGAUGGAAAGGAGCAGAGACCCUAGAGUGGUGACCGUGUCUUCAGGAGGAAUGCUAGUGAAGAAACUUGACACAGCAGAUCUACAGACCGAGAGGGUGGUCUUCGACGGCACCAUGGUCUAUGCACAGAACAAGAGGCAGCAAGUGGUGAUGACAGAGGUGUUGGCUAAAGCACAUCCCAAAAUCCACUUCUCAGCGAUGCAUCCUGGCUGGGUGGACACCCCAGCUGUUGCCACGGCAAUGCCUCAGUUCCACCAGCUGAUGCAGCCAAGGCUGCGGACACCAGAGCAGGGAGCAGACACGGUGGUGUGGCUGGCCCUGACCCACGCUGCCACCGCCAACGCCAGCGGCCUCUUCUUCCAGGAUCGGCGAGCAGUGUCAGCUCACCUACCCCUGGCGUGGACACACAGCUCCCAGCAAGAGGUCCAGGACUUCAUGGCCCAGCUUGAGACCCUCGCCAUGAGUGUCAGACCAUCUGUAUCAUCAGUGGACACCUGAGGUCUAUCAAGGAAGCCAGUAUUCCUCACACCUGUUACCCGGACCCCGUCCUUGAUGGCAUUAGCAUUGCACAGUUUAGUGAUUUCCGGAAUUAAAGGUUGGGUAACUAACUAACUCAUGAAGUAUUAAAGGUUGGGUAACUGACCAAUGAGGGAUUAAAGGUUAGGUAACUAACUGAUGAGGGAUUAAAGUUAAUGGGGAAUUACAUGUUGGUAAAAACUAAAUACACCAUCUUGAAAUUAGUACUAACAUAUUAAAACUUUAAUAUUUCUAGGAAGGAAACUCACUCUAUAGAUUAUUGUGUUAUACUAAGAAAUUUGUCUCAGCUCAUAGGUCACAAAAGCAGACACUGGGCUGCAGGAGACGGAUGUGUUUAAUGGGAAAAUAAGCGGCAUUUUACAUUAGACUAAUGAAUGCAGCCCUGUGUGCAGUGGUUACAAGGCCUCCGUCUACACUCCUGAACAACAAGGUCACUUAGCUGUGUUCCUCUUAUAUUUAUGCUCUGGAGAUGGGAUUCAGGUAUUAUCCCUGGGAAGGGCAUGAUUCCCUGUGGGAAGAAUGGUUUGCAGCAUCAGGUCCUGGUGCCGUAUUCUCCAGGAGUACAACAUAAUAUACUUGCAUGUAAACAAAGCGUUCUCUAACGUGGAACAGUGGCGUAGUUUUGUCAGUGCAGGUCAGGCCUGCACCAUGACUAACGCUAGAGAAACAGAAAUCCCAAAACCAGGACCCACAUUUGCUUUAAUUCUGAGUAAAGGAAAAGCAAAGGUGCAUUCUUAUGCUACAUUAUAUAAAUGUCAUUGAGCUACUUUGGCUGAUUUAUAUUAAAAGUCUGCAUGGCAAA